AGGAGGGAACAGGCAAAGGAAUUUUUGAGGAACUGAGAGCAGCGGAGGGCAGCUGAGGGGAAAGGGAGGAGCGCCGAGCAGACACCAAGGUUACACAUGAGGAGUCUUAGGAGGAUUUAAACAAAGCGCAAGGAGGCAGAGAAUGGAAAGAGCAGGUGGAGUUGGUUGCCUUUCAAUCUUAGCUCACAGCUAAUUACCACUUUCUCACUGUGGUGAAAGAAAGCAAACCGAAACUAAGUGAGAAAAACAGCAAACCGAAAAGGGCAGGCAAAAGCAAGAGAAGUGAAAGCAGAAGUAACAAGAAAAGCAAGCGAGGCGGCAGCUAGAAAGUCGGGUGCAGGAGAUUAAUGGAGGAAGAGAAACAAAAAUAGGAGAGACGGGGCUGUGAGGAGUGAGCGAGAGAGGGAAAAAGUAGGAAAACAGCAGAUACUCAUUGACAGAGAGAGACUGGACUUAACUCAUUGGAUUACUGACAUCAGCAAAACAAAGGAAGAAGAGCAUCAGAAAAGAGGUCACUGUGGUGGAGCAGCAGUGCAGCUUGCCUGAGCCUGCCUACUAUGCAACUGAGAUAGCUGAGAUAGAAACAGUUCACACAGACAUUACAUGUUACUUGUUAGACGCUUUUAUCCAAAGCGACUUACAUACUCUACUGUGGGCAAUCCCCACAGGAGCAAUUUGGAGAGAAGUGUCUUGCCCAGGGACACAACCACAUGCUGACUGCAGCGGGGUUUGAACCUGUACUCCCCUGAUCCGAACACCAACGCACUACUCCACUGCGCCACACGCCUCCCCAGACAGUCCUCUCUGUAGCUGCACCAUGUUGAUGAAAGAAUACCGCAUAUGUAUGCCACUGACUGUGGAUGAGUACAGGAUUGGGCAGCUGUACAUGAUCAGUAAGCACAGCUGUGAGCAGAGUGGUGGUGGAGAAGGGGUGGAGGUGAUGAGGAAUGAGGCCGACAUGCACCCGCAGCACGGCCAGGGUCAGCUGACCGAGAAGCGGAUCUACCUGAGCAGUAAACUGCCAGCCUGGGCGAGAGCAUUUGCCCCGCGAUUCUUCUACGUGACGGAAAAGGCCUGGAACUUCUACCCGUACACCAUCACAGAGUACUCAGUAUCAUUCCUCCCCAAGUUCAGCAUACGCAUUGAGACGAGAUUUGAGAACAACAACGGCGAUAACGACAAUGUGUUUGGGGACACACCAACUCCACCAGAGAAUGUGAGUUUCCUGGAUAUCCUGAGUGACCCCAUUCCUGAAAGGCACUACAAAGAGUCAGAGGACCCGAGUCGCUGGAUGUCAAGUAAAACUGGCCGAGGGCCUCUGGAGAAAGGAUGGAGGGACGACCACAAGCCCAUCAUGUGCUCCUAUAAGAGGGUGCAGUGCAGCUUCGAGGUGUACGGCUUCCAGACAAAGACCGAAGAUUUCAUACACAAAGUGAGACGGAGCUUUUUAUUCCUCUACUGAUUCAUUAAUGUUACAAGCCCAUAUAGGGUGUAAUACAAGGUUGGAAAACAAAAUGUAUACUAAUGGGAAUUUA
Molecule: messenger RNA, 1535 nt
Organism: Gymnodraco acuticeps
Lineage: Eukaryota; Metazoa; Chordata; Actinopteri; Perciformes; Bathydraconidae
Gene: pitpnc1b
Product: phosphatidylinositol transfer protein cytoplasmic 1b
Exons: 7
Coding region: 818-1462 (214 amino acids)
Biological process (GO): phospholipid transport
Cellular component (GO): cytoplasm
Molecular function (GO): phosphatidylinositol binding; phosphatidylinositol transfer activity
Source: RefSeq, a predicted model, not a curated record